GAGAGGGGAGAGGUGGAGAUGGAGAGACGUGGAGAGAACCCCUACACUCAGGCUGCACAGUGGACUACUCCCAGGCGGAUGGGUGAGUGAGACAGAGAGAGAGAGGGGGGGAAAGGGGAGAGGGGGAGAUGGAGAGACGUGGAGAGAACCCCUACACUCAGGCUGCACGCUGGACUACUCCCAGGCGGAUGGGUGAGUGAGACAGAGAGAGAGAGAGGGGAAAGAUGGAGAGACGUGGAGAGAACCCCUACACUCAGGCUGCACACUGGACUACUCCCAGGCGGAUGGGUGAGUGAGACAGAGAGAGGGGAGAGGUGGAGAUGGAGAGAUGUGGAGAGAACCCCUACACUCAGGCUGCACGCUGGACUACUCCCAGGCGGAUGGGAACUUCAUCUCGUUUGUACUGCCCAUGGCGUUCUUUAACUUCGUGGUGCCCGUCUUCAUCAUGGUCACCUCGUACAGCGCCGUGGAGCGUAAGUUCAAGAGGACUGGUCACAAGUUCAGGACAUCUCUGCCCGUGCUAUGUUUGGUAAUCUGCUGGGCACCCUAUGCUGCCCUCUGCCUCUUCGCUUGCGUCCACAACCCACUCGUCAUUCCGGCCAAGUUCCGCAUGAUCCCCGCGGUGCUGGCUAAGACUUCUCCCACCGUGAAUGCGUUUCUCUAUUCGCUGGGCGGCGGGGCCGGGCAGGGAUUCCGUGGCUCAGCCUGGACCCUGCUCACGGGCGCCCCCAAGCAGCCGCAGACCCCAGGGCACGGCAAGGACAAAUAGUGUCCCUUUAAGAACAAAUAGGGCGUUCCUUUAAGAACAGGGGGGGGGGGGUCCAUUUAAGACGGAUCACCAAAACAUCGCGUGUCCCUUUAACAACAACAACACAUAGUUGGAGGGGGGUGUCCCUUUAACAACAAACAUGGCGUCCCUUUAAGAACAGGGGGGGGGGGGUCCAUUUAAGACGGAUCACCAAAACAUCGCGUGUCCCUUUAACAACAACACACAGUGGGAGGGGGGGUGUCCCUUUAACAACAAACAGGGCUUCCCUUUAAGAACAGGGGGGGUUCAUUUAAGACGGAUCACCAAAACAUCGCGUGUCCCUUUAACACCAAGACGGGGGGUCCUGUAUCGCAAUGGGUCCCUUUAAUAAGCAGGCAUCCCUUUAAGAACAGGGGGGCGGGUCCAUUUAAGACGGAUCACCAAAACAUCGCGUGUCCCUUUAACACCAAGACGGGGGUCCUGUAUCGCAAUGGGUCCCUUUAAUACGCAGGCGUCCCUUUAAGAACAGGGGGGUCCCUUUAAGGCAGGUCACCAAAAAAGGCACCCAUAUUAAGAACACGGUUUCCUUUAAGACUGGAGGGGGGGAGGUCCUUUAAAGACGGGUCACAAAACGAACAGAACAGUUCCCUUUAAGACCAGGGGACACUUUAAGACCGGUCACCAAAAUAGGUACCGUUUAAGAGCAUGGUUCCCUUUAAGACCAGAAGGUCCGUUCGAGUUUGCCGACGUUGACGCGCUGAAACAGCGCUCUGAAAAAAAAAGGGUCAUCGCCCGAAACGUCGCCUGUUAUUUUAUAUCUAUUACCGUAGCCUAACCGUGUCCAAUUUAACACCACGGUGGUCGAUCCCAGUUUCAGCGGUUCUCCCGUAACCCCGCUCUCCCUGUAUCCCAACUCUCCUCCCCUAACACGUCCAUUGAAGAGACGGAGUAGGUCCUUAAUUAGCCCCCCCCCCCCCUAUUAAUUAGCUAGGGCCCCCCAAUCCAAAUCUGGCGAUCAGCCACUGCUGCUGUUUGGAAUAAAGUCUCAGAGUGUAAAUCUC
Messenger RNA from Petromyzon marinus (sea lamprey), 1809 nucleotides. The record is from RefSeq and is a predicted model, not a curated record. Lineage: Eukaryota; Metazoa; Chordata; Hyperoartia; Petromyzontiformes; Petromyzontidae.